This is a messenger RNA of Cyanistes caeruleus (blue tit), 2219 nucleotides long. RefSeq names its product LanC like glutathione S-transferase 1 (gene LANCL1). Lineage: Eukaryota; Metazoa; Chordata; Aves; Passeriformes; Paridae. Gene Ontology annotation, biological process: carbohydrate metabolic process; peptide modification. The record is from RefSeq and is a predicted model, not a curated record. Gene Ontology annotation, cellular component: plasma membrane.
GCACCGGCGCCUUCCGGGGCGGAGCUGGGGCGGGCCGCGACCGAGCCCAGCCGAGCCCAGCGGGCUUCAGCGGCAAAAUGAUGGCGCAGAGAGCACUUCCGAACCCCUACGCGGACUACGACAAGUCCUUGGCCACCAGCUACUUCGAUGCGGCCGGGCGGCUGACCCCCGAGUUCACACAGCGGCUGAAUAACAAAAUCAGGGAGCUGCUGCAGCAGAUGGAGAGGGGCCUCAAGUCGGCCGACCCGCAUGACUGCACCGCGUACACUGGCUGGACAGGCAUUGCUUUGCUGUAUUUGCACCUGUAUGAUGUCUAUGGAGACCCAGCCUACCUUGAGGUGGCCCAUGAUUACGUGAAGAAGAGCCUGAGAUGCAUGACCAAGCGAUCCAUCACUUUCUUGUGUGGUGAUGCCGGGCCCCUGGCAGUGGCUGCUGUCAUCUACCACAAGCUGCAGAACCAGAAGCAGGCAGAGGACUGCAUCAUCCGGUUGCUCCACCUGCACAAGACUGACCCACGAGUGCCAGAUGAGCUCCUCUAUGGGCGCAUGGGCUACCUCUCUGCACUGCUGUUUGUCAACAAGCACUUUGGAGAGGAAAAGAUCCCUCAGAGUCAUAUUCAGCAGGUCUGUGAAGCAGUUGUAGCCUCAGGUGAGACAUUAUCCAAAAGGAGGAACUUCACAGCAAAAAGCCCACUGAUGUAUGAGUGGUACCAGGAGUACUAUGUGGGAGCAGCCCAUGGUUUGGCUGGGAUUUACUACUAUCUCAUGCAGCCUGGCUUUGGAGUGAGCCAAGUAAAGCUGCACAACACAGUCAAGCCCAGUGUGGACUAUGUGUGCCAGCUCAAGUUCCUCUCCGGGAAUUACCCUCCUUGUAUCGGUGACACCAGAGACCUGCUCGUCCACUGGUGCCAUGGAGCACCAGGUGUAAUCUACAUGCUUAUCCAGGCAUACAAGGUCUUUGGGGAGCAGCAGUACCUGAAUGAUGCCCUGCAGUGUGCAGAAGUGAUCUGGCAGUAUGGGUUACUGAAAAAAGGCUAUGGGUUGUGCCAUGGCACAGCUGGCAACGCUUAUGCCUUCCUGGCACUGUACAACCUCACUCAGAACAUGAAAUACCUCUACAGGGCCUGCAAGUUUGCAGAGUGGUGUUUAAGCUAUGGGCAGCAUGGGUGCCGGACUCCAGACACACCAUUCUCUCUCUUUGAAGGAAUGGCUGGAACAAUUUACUUUCUUGCUGACCUGCUGGUGCCUACCAAGGCCAGGUUCCCUGCAUUUGAACUCUGAACCUGAAUCCUGCUUGGCAGUUUGCUGCCUGUAUCCUUCUGCACUUGGAAACGCAGUUCAAGGCUGCUUUCUCCUUUUUCCAGGCUCAUCAUUGUUCACCUAACUGAAUGUAAAUCCAUCCUCCUGAGUUCUCUAACGUUUCUAGUUGUCUCAUUACAUUGUUUAGUUUAAAAGACAGAAUGCAGAUUUUGCUGUUGUCCCUUAAAAACUCAGGGCUGCAGGUGGGAGCAGGGAGAACUGUACAGUGUUUUGUUGGCUACAGAGUUUUGCUAUUUCCUGUAUCCCAUUUCCUGGGAAGAAGUUUUUUAUUGAAUGUGACCUGGGCUAUUUAACUUCUUUUUGUGCUAACAAACAGAAUUGUUGCAGGAAUUUAGCUGCCUUUGGAGAACAGGUGAUGGAAAGCUGAGACUGUUGCCUUGGAAGUUGUUUUCAAGUGUUUUCUUUCUGAGCACCCAGAGAGCAGAUGGUUCAGUAUCUGGGCCACGUGAAGCGAAUGUGAUGGACUGUGGAGUCUGAGAUACAUUUGUAAUAUCUUACUGCAGCUGGCAAAGCUGGAACUGACAUGCCAAAGGCUUGUCCUGAGUUUGCACCUAUCUGCCCUAAAGGCAAAAGCUAUGUAUAGCUCUUCUGUGCUUUUGUUCAAGUGACAGACAAGGAGUCCACUGCCAUCUUAUAUUAAACCUUGCUCGUCCAUUGGUCAUCCAGUGGCAACCUCCAGUCCAAAAGUGAGCUAAGCAUGCUUGCUUUUGUGGUGUCUUGUUAGCUUUGAGAGCUUAUUUUGCAGUCUUUAUUUAAAUUUAUGUAUUAGGUGGUGCCAGGUGCCCACCAGCAGCAACAAGGGAAAAGAAAUGUAUGCCACUGAGUUCUGAGAUUAUUUAACCUAUUAGCUGUACAGAUGUUAUUUACAUGUUUUCUUUUAUAAGCUUUCCCAAACCUGGA